GGACCAAGAGGAAUCAUUUCUGUUUCCAUCUAACUGACGUUGAGCCACCAAAUGUUAGAAAUGAGAGUGAAUUAAGUUUCCCGUCCAGACGGCGGCGUCGGGCUGCACCGGGGGCCGAUGCCGGAGGCCGGCGGCUCCGUGCGAUUGGCGGAGCUGCUGAUGGCGUCGACGCACAGCAAAGGUUCCGGGUCGGAGGUCGGCCGACGUCGAGCCAAGAGGUCGGUGUUCCUGCACUCGGGAGUGAGAAUCUGUCCACAAGAGACGCUGGAGCAAGUGAUCGUCAGCCACCAGGCGUACUACCAGCUCCGAGUUUGUCAGGAGGCCGUGUGGGAGGCGUUCAGGAUCUUCUUCGACAGGAUCCCCGGGACGUCCGAGUACCAGCGAUGGGUUCACACGUGUCAACACGAGUCGCUCUGCAUCUCCGACCUCGCCAAAAACUUCAGCCGCUCCGAGGAGCACAGGAGCAUGGUGCAGUCGAGGAUGAGUCGGCUCAGAGACGGGAGGCCGUCAUCACGAGGAUCAGUGACUCCUGCACCGACACAGAAGCUCCCUGAGAUCACAGGUGCAGAGGCUCAGGCGGUCGCCUCCUCAGCGCCGCCGGCGGUCGUCACGGACACCGGCGUCCCUCUCGACCCCGUGGGAGCUUCUCCGAGCCCGGUGCCGGGUCAAACCGGCCCCGAGGAGGUGGAGGUGGAAGAGGUGGAAGAGAUCACACGUUGA
Messenger RNA from Scophthalmus maximus (turbot), 720 nucleotides. Its product is annotated as interphotoreceptor matrix proteoglycan 1-like. The transcript is spliced from 7 exons. Bases 118 to 720 code for a protein of 200 amino acids. The record is from RefSeq and is a predicted model, not a curated record. Gene Ontology annotation, biological process: visual perception. Lineage: Eukaryota; Metazoa; Chordata; Actinopteri; Pleuronectiformes; Scophthalmidae.